ACGUCACCACUUUUAUAAGUCUACCUACCCUGAAUGUCACCUUCAGCGGUUUAACACCUGGAACAGAACAUCCUCGAGUAAGCUACGGACGGUGUGUUGUGUGUUUGUCGGACUGUUGUUCACUGGAGCAGUUUACAAACUAAGAGUCGACGCAGCAGUGAGUAGGCUUGUGGCAGCUAAAAAUACACUUCUACCUGCCUAAACAGGUACACACCAUGAUUGUCGAUAAGGUAGAGCUUCAGGUAAGGUUAUUGGAAAUUCCCGCCAGACGGUGAUACCUUGUGACCAUCGCAAUCUCUUCUCGUCUAUUCUAGGAUGUUUCUGCAGCAAAGUUCGUCCUGGUCUUGUGUUUACUGAAGCAGCCACACCUGGCAGACUCCAUUGCGGACCCGACAAUCACCUGCAAACGGUUUGUCCCCGAGGGUGACCCACUAAACUGCGAAUGCGAGGCCCGUGUCGUCGGUGACUACCCCGCCGACUUCUCACUGACGUGGCCUGGACGUUCGACAAACCCCACCCUGGAUAUACCCUACGUCAAGCGACAACACAACGGCACAACCUACAUCUGCCUUCUUGUUUGGAAUGGCGAGAAACGAACUGCCACGUACACGCUGCAAGUUGCAUAUGGGCCUGACGAUGCACACACUGCUAUCGAAGGACCAGAUCCAUUCGUCACUGACGGGUCAAGGACGAUGACCCUCACCUGCAAGGCGACAGACGUCAACCCCAACCCCGUCUACACCUGGGAGACGGACAGGUGCGUAACCUACGACUCGGACAGAGGCACCUGCACUCUAGUCCCGCAGGUGCCCUGGGACGACGGAACGCAGGUGAAGUGCAGCGCCAGAAGCCGGGAGGGCAACAGCAACAAGGCUACAGCUGCCUUUUCGAUGAAUAUUGUUUUCCCGCCACCCAACCGUCCUGUAAUCAAGGGCCACAGACAAGGGAACAUUGUGUAUUUCGAAGAGCCGCUGGAGUGUAGAGUGCAGGGAGGAAAGCCUUUGGUGUCAGAGGUCACAGUGUCUUGCAACCAGACAGGUGUGAUCUAUCUAGGAGGCACUACGGUUGGCAAUGGAGGGUCGUUUGCCAGGAGAAACUUCACCUUUAACACUGGAGUCAAAGGCACCACGCCUCUAUCAUGCACCUGCAGAGGAGAAUGGGCCCCAGCACCAAACCUCUAUCAACAAACAUCGGAUAUUGUUUUCCUUGUGAAAUCCCCUCCACAAAAUCCAGUUAUCAACUGCAGCACAAUGAUACCAGAAGGACAGUCAGGCACCUGUGAGUGUCGUCUGGCUCCAGGUGAUGAGCUGCCAGACGGCUUCUCUCUGACCUGGCCAGGUCACUCCAACUCGCAGGUGAUGCAGAUGUCAAACGUCACGCGAUUGGAUAACGGCAGGACCUUCACCUGUCUCUUGUCUUUCGACGGUGUGGUCCGAUCCACCACCCACACUCUCCAUGUUGCUUACGGACCAGAAGACGAGCACAUGCAAGUUGUUGGACCUGACACCUUUAUUACUAACGGCACGAUGAACCUUAAUUUAACGUGUAAUGCCACAGAGGUGAACCCCUCCCCGAGUUACAACUGGAGCCUCAGCAGGUGUCAGGUGAGAGAAAACGACGGGAAAAGCACGUGCUCUUUCGUCCCUUUGCCUCGGUUUGACGAUGGGCUGGUCAUUCAGUGCACCGCCUAUAACAGCAGGACACAGAAAAAGGGCAGCCUCCAACAUCAGUCUCGAUCUCCAAUAUCCACCGCUGUAUCCACCAAUGAUAGAAGGCCUCGAAGAAGGGCAACAUCUUUCAGCCGGAACAAUCCUCCUCUGUAAUGUGUCUGGAGGCAAACCCCUGGUUGCCAAGGUGAUCUUCACCUGUCGGGAACCUCCUCUAGAAGAUGAGGAGGAUUUUGUGGAUGGAGACACGGUGUCGAGUCCGCUAAAGAUCAACGUUACCCUGGCAUCAACAGACGAUAUGAAGUGCACUUGCCACGCGGAGUGGUCUCCCCGACCAGAAUUGUAUGCCGAGGUCAAAGUAGUCGGUGGCUUUGA
Pomacea canaliculata is the source of this 2042-nucleotide messenger RNA. RefSeq lists its product as uncharacterized. NCBI's taxonomy places the organism in Eukaryota, Metazoa, Mollusca, Gastropoda, Architaenioglossa, Ampullariidae. The record is from RefSeq and is a predicted model, not a curated record. The transcript has 7 exons. Bases 693 to 1823 code for a protein of 376 amino acids.